Melopsittacus undulatus (budgerigar) is the source of this 965-nucleotide messenger RNA. It is a transcript of the gene VPS37D, whose product is annotated as VPS37D subunit of ESCRT-I. The coding region runs from base 158 to 865 and encodes 235 amino acids. NCBI's taxonomy places the organism in Eukaryota, Metazoa, Chordata, Aves, Psittaciformes, Psittaculidae. The record is from RefSeq and is a predicted model, not a curated record. Gene Ontology annotation, cellular component: ESCRT I complex. The transcript has 4 exons. Gene Ontology annotation, biological process: protein targeting to vacuole; ubiquitin-dependent protein catabolic process via the multivesicular body sorting pathway; protein targeting to membrane.
CCCCACGGCUACCGGCUGAGGCUGGGAUCCUACUCAGGGUCAGCAGGGGAUGCCAUGACCUCAGACAAUCCCAAGACCAUGCAUGACAACAUGAAGUUCUCCACAAAGGAUCGGGAUCAGGACACUUACAUUCCAGAGUCUGCAGUUGGAGCGGGAGAUGUGUUUGGCUUCAAACUGCACCCAGGCCAAAGUGAACCUGUCCCUGCGCCCGCAGCUGGAAGAUGGGAAGGCUGCCCUGGCCAUCAAGUAUCAGGAGCUGCAGGAGAUACGAGAGGCAUGUUGGGACAAGCAGCAGCGCCUGGAGGCGUACCUGGAGAACUGGAGCCCGCAGAGUGCCCUGGGCAAGCUCCAAGCCAAGCUCGAUGCCUCCGAGGCAGAGUCAGAGGCACAGGUAGAGCAGUUCCUGGCCCAGGACCUGCCCCUUGAUUCCUUCCUGGAGUCCUUCUGCCAGAGCCGCACACGCUCCCAUAUCUGCCGGACGCAGCUGGAGAAACUGCAGGAGCUGCUGCAGAAGGACUGGGGGGGCAGGGAUCCUGCGGGCCCCACAGGCUGCCGAGGGGCCCUCCCUAGCCCAGCACCAGCCCGCCUAGCCCCACUGAAGAAUGGAGUAGUCCCCAAAGCCUUCAACCUCUCCUAUGGCUUUGUGCCCACCUUUGUCAUCCCCUCGGAGGCCGUUGUACCCUUUGCCGUGCCAACUGCACCUCCCAGGCACCAUCUCCCAGCCCUGGGACACCAGCCAGAAUCUCCCUGCUGCAGUAUCCCCAGCCCUGGUUCACCCCUGCACCUCGUCGGACCCAUUCCCCUGCUCAGCCCUCAGCCCUCCUGCAGGCAGCAGGAGCAGAAGCAGGAGCUCCCGCACCGGUAGCGGGGCAGGGCUGGGGGAUGUCCCUGUGAUUCCUGAGGGGCUGCGGAGCCUGUGGGGCAGGCACAGGGUGGGUGCUCGCAGGAUGGAUGUGCUUGGCAGG